Loa loa (African eye worm) is the source of this 180-nucleotide messenger RNA. RefSeq lists its product as hypothetical. NCBI's taxonomy places the organism in Eukaryota, Metazoa, Nematoda, Chromadorea, Rhabditida, Onchocercidae. The record is from RefSeq and is a predicted model, not a curated record. The transcript has a single exon. The coding region runs from base 1 to 180 and encodes 59 amino acids.
AUGACAACAACAACAACAACAACGAUAACAACAGGAAAAAACAACAAUAAUAAAAAUAACAAUAACAAUAAUAGUAAACAUAACAGCGACAAUAACAAUAAUAGUAAAUACAACAAUGACAACAAAAACAACAAUAAAAAUAAGGACAACAACGACGAUAACAAUAAUAGUAAACAAUGA